Messenger RNA from Seminavis robusta, 966 nucleotides. NCBI's taxonomy places the organism in Eukaryota, Bacillariophyta, Bacillariophyceae, Naviculales, Naviculaceae. The record is from the annotation of a GenBank genome assembly.
AUGGCGUCUUCCUCUAGUAGUACUAGCACUAGUAACAGCAACGGCAGCAAAUCCAAGUACGAAGCCAAGCUGCGCUACAAUGUCGAUCGCUUUGCCAAGAUUUUGUCGGAUGAACCGCAAGAUUCGUCACUCGUACAAUGGCUCCAAGAAUCCUACGGAGUGGACAAGACGAACCAGUUGGCGCAGUUAUCAUCAUUAUCACCAUCAUCCGUCCAAGAACAAAAGACACUCCUUCGAGACUUUUUGGAAUGGUUCCGUACCCAGUUUCCCUACUAUCGAGACACGUGCAAUCACUGUGGAGCGAAAGGAUGUCAAUUUCGCGGCAAUCACCCUCCCACGUUGGACGAACAAACGCCAUCACCCAAUACUACUACUACUACCGCCACAAUAAUCAUUGACACGACCGAAGUUUCCUAUUGUCCUCACUGUCAGCAACUGACACGAUUUCCACGCUACUUGUCCGCCAUGGAAAUUGUGAAACGACAACGGGGUCGAUGCAGUGAAUAUUCGCUCUUGCUCUAUCGCAUUCUGGUGGGUGUAUUGGGAUUGCCGGCACGAUGGAUUGUCGAUUGGGCCAAUCACGUUUGGGCUGAAGUCUGGAUUCACGAGAAAUGGGUGCAUUUGGAUCCCUGUGAGGCAUCCGUCGAUCAACCCUUGCUCUAUCAAGGAUGGGGCAAGAAACAAACCUACAUUGUAGCAUUUCAACAAAGAGGACCAGAUCCAUCAUCAUCAUCAUCUGUCACGAAUGGAAACAAGAAGAAUGAUACGGCACACUGUCCAAGUAGUGUUGUCGAUGUCACCAAAGAUUACACCUCGGACAGUUGGGAAACCAUACAAGAGAGACGAGCACAAGAUGGAGUCACUCAAGAAGAGAUUGCGGCUGCUUUGGAUCGGGCCAAUGCGGACCUUCAACAGAUGACGCCCUCAGACAUUAUUGCUACCUAUAGUACUAGUAGAACUAACUAA